Molecule: messenger RNA, 815 nt
Organism: Prorocentrum cordatum
Lineage: Eukaryota; Dinophyceae; Prorocentrales; Prorocentraceae
Source: the annotation of a GenBank genome assembly
CAUGACGACCCGAGGCCGGCACGGCAAUGGCGACUCGCAGCUUGCGCGCGUAGCUACACUCUAUUUGAAUGCGGCGCGAGCGGUGAGUCUGUCAUUGCCUGCAAGGAGAGCGGUGGCCCUGGGGCGAGCGCUUGGCUUCUCCCACCGCGGCGGCCUCAGCACUCCGUGUCCGACCAGACGUUCGUGACGUGCGUCCGCCUCCGGUGUUCCAGUCCGCCGGUCCGUGUUUCCGCCGUUCGAAGCCCCGGCAGGACCGCCCCGGUGCAUUGUGUGGGUGCGCGCGCGACCUGCAUGGUCGGCGCCCUAUCAUGUGCGGUGUGGGCGGCAUGGUGAACGGCCGUCACAAUGCCCUUCGUGACACGCUCGUGAACACCAUCACGGACAUCACAGAGUGUCCGGCCACCGCGGAGCAGCACGACCACACCUUGCCAGAUGAUCGUCGGCCCGAUCUGCACUUCCAGAACCACCGGGGCGAAACUGAGCAUAUCGAUGUGGCUAUCGUGAGCCCGUGGGCAAGGUUGGGUGGCCAGAACCCCCGCACCACACGACAUGGUGCCGCCUUCGCGGCCGAGGAGGCCACGAAGCGCCGGAAGUAUGCCCAGCUGAAGCUAAACCCUGCAGUGGCGUCCUGCUUCCGCCGCCCUGGGGAAGGCCUCAUCACCCUGGUGCGCUCCCUGUGUAGAAACGAGGACCAGGAAUAACGCUCUGCGAACGUGAGCCUCGUCUGGCAGGAUUGGGCGGCCACUCUGCAGCACUGGAACGCCCGGCUCCUAGCUUUGGCUGGGCCCCUGAUCCUUCCGUAGUUCGCUGGCCUC